GCCCCGUAACGGCACAAAGUUUUGAGUUUCUCUUUCUAUUUCUAGCGCCCCCCUCUCUCUCUCUCUCUCUCUCUCUCUCUCUCCGGCUAUCUUCUCAUAUACUCUCUCUCUCUCUCUGAAACACAGUGCAUUCCUGCGGUGUCUUUCUCACUGAAAUCUUCUUCGGUAUUUUGACCCUGUCUCCGUGGAUUGAGGAACAGCCGGCUGUUGGAUUUACAUGGCGAUUGCUUUGUGGAUGAAGUUUCUGACAUUAGAUUUGGUGGCCUGAUUGAUUUGAGUUGACUCAGUGAACUGGUGUUCAAUCGGCCUACAUUUCCAGGUGCGAGAUUGAGAUUUAAGGAAGAGUUAAGGAAUGGAGUCGUCACAGUCGCAGCAACAAAGAAGAGGAGGUUUGGUCUCGCUGUCCCCCUCGCAGACGCCUCGAUCGAGCGAUAAGGCGGCGAGAGAUCUGAGGCCUGGCGAUGGGAAUUCGAACAGUAAACACGAUAAGGAUAAAGGUGUUAACGUUCAGGUUAUUGUUCGAUGCAGGCCACUGAGUGAAGACGAGAUGAGACUGCAUACACCCGUGGUGAUUUCUUGCAAUGAGUAUAGAAAAGAAGUGUCUGCAAUUCAGAAUAUAGCUAAUAAGCAGAUUGAUAGAACUUUCUUGUUCGACAAGGUUUUUGGUCCAGCCUCUCAACAAAAGGAGUUAUAUGAUCAAGCUGUUUCUCCUAUAGUGUUUGAAGUUCUCGAGGGUUAUAACUGCACUAUUUUCGCCUAUGGUCAAACGGGAACGGGGAAAACAUACACAAUGGAGGGAGGUGGAAGGAAAAAGAAUGGUGAAUUUCCAAGUGAUGCAGGAGUCAUUCCCAGGGCUGUCCGACAAAUUUUUGAUAUACUAGAAGCGCAAAAUGCUGAAUACAACAUGAAAGUUACAUUUUUAGAGUUGUACAAUGAGGAAAUAACAGAUCUAUUAGCCCCAGAGGAAACUACAAAAUUUAUAGACGACAAAUCCAAGAAACCAAUAGCACUGAUGGAGGAUGGAAAAGGAGGUGUUUUCGUUAGAGGCUUGGAGGAGGAGAUAGUUUGCACUGCCAAUGAGAUUUAUAAGAUCUUGGAGAAAGGUUCUGCUAAGAGACGUACAGCAGAAACUCUUCUUAACAAACAAAGCAGUCGAUCUCACUCAAUAUUUUCCAUUACAAUUCAUAUUAAAGAGUGUACUCCAGAGGGAGAGGAGAUGAUUAAGUGUGGGAAGCUUAAUCUUGUUGACCUUGCUGGUUCGGAGAACAUCUCACGUUCUGGUGCAAGAGAGGGUAGAGCAAGGGAAGCUGGAGAGAUAAACAAAAGUUUGCUUACACUUGGGCGUGUCAUUAAUGCCCUUGUUGAGCACUCUGGUCAUGUGCCUUAUAGGGAUAGUAAGCUGACAAGAUUGUUGAGGGAUUCUUUGGGAGGAAAAACAAAGACAUGCAUAAUUGCUACUAUAUCACCGUCUAUACAUUGCCUGGAAGAAACACUCAGCACUCUAGAUUAUGCACACCGUGCCAAAAAUAUCAAGAACAAACCAGAGAUCAAUCAGAAGAUGAUGAAAUCUGCACUUAUCAAAGAUUUGUAUUCUGAAAUUGACCGGCUUAAGCAAGAGGUAUAUGCUGCAAGAGAGAAGAAUGGUAUUUAUAUACCAAAAGAUCGUUAUCUUCAGGAUGAGGCAGAAAAGAAGGCCAUGUCUGAGAAAAUAGAGCGUAUUGAACUUGAUUUAGAAUCCAGAGACAAGCGACUGAUGGAGCUGCAGGAACUUUACAAUUCUCAGCAGCUUUUGACUGCCGAAUUAAGUGAUAAACUUGAAAAAACCGAGAAAAAGCUCCUUGAAACUGAGCAUGCGUUAUUUGAUCUUGAAGAGAAACACAGGCAAGCAAAUGCAACAAUUAAAGAAAAGGAAUAUUUGAUAUUCAAUCUUCUUAAGUCUGAGAAAUCACUUGUUGAACGGGCCGUUGAACUUCGUGAGGAGCUAGAGACUGCUGCCUCUGAUGUCUCUAGCUUGUUCAGUAAAAUUGAGCGCAAGGAUAAAAUAGAAGAUGGAAACAGAAUUCUUAUCCAUAAAUUUCAGUCUCAGCUAACUCAACAGCUUGAGACCUUGCAUAAGACUCUGGCAGCUUCUGCCACUCAACAAGAGCAGCAACUGAAAGACAUGGAGGAAGACAUGCAUUCCUUUGUAUCUACAAAGGCAGAGGCUACUGAAGAACUUCGAGGCCGUCUAGCAAAGCUGAAAGCUAUGUAUGGUUCUGGUAUCAAGGCUUUAGAUGAAAUAGCUGGAGAGCUUGAAGGAAAUUCUAGGUCAACAUUAGGGCAUCUGAAUUCUGAAGUUUCCAAACAUUCAUCAGCUCUUGAGAAUCUUUUCAAGGGAAUUGCUUCAGAAGCUGAUGCAUUACUCAAUGAUCUUCAAAGUAGUCUUCAUAGUCAAGAAGACAAGUUAACUGCAUUUGCACAACAACAGCGUGAGGCACAUUCCAGAGCUGUGGCAACAACCCGGUCAAUUUCACAAAUUACAGUGAACUUCUUCAAGACUUUAGACAUGCAUGCCUCAAAAUUGAGUGAAAUUGUGGAAGAAGCACAAACAGUCAAUAAUCAAAAAUUAUCUGAACUAGAAAUGAAAUUUGAGGAGUGUGCGGCCAAUGAAGAGAAGCAACUCCUACAAAGGGUGGCAGAACUGCUUGCAAGUUCAAAUGCAAGGAAGAAAAAACUGGUUCAAACAGCACUCCAUGGCCUUCGGGAAAGUGCAGCUAGUAGAACCAGCAGAUUACAGCAAGAAAUGUCAACAAUGCAAGAUUCAACUUCCUCCGUUAAAGCUGAAUGGAAGAUUUACACGGAAAAAGCUGAAACUAAUUAUCUCGAGGACACUGCUGCAGUUGAGAAUGGAAAGAAAGACCUAUCAGGGAUCCUACAGAGCAGUUUGCAAAAGGCAAAGAUGGGGUCGCAGCAGUGGAGCAACGCUCAAGAUUCAUUGCUCUGUCUAGAGAAAAGCAACGUCGCUUCGCUGGAUAAUAUAGUCAGGAGUGGAAUGGAAGCCAAUCAAAACCUCCGUGCUCAGUUUUCUGCUGGAGUGUCAUCUGCACUUGAAGAUGCAGAGGCUGCAAGCAAGAGCAUCCUUUCCUCUAUUGAUCAUUCAUUACAACUUGACCAUGAUGCAUGUGGAAACCUCAACUCCAUUAUUGUUCCUUCUUGUGGAGAGUUGAGGGAAUUGAAAAGCGAGCACUACCACAAGAUUGUGGAGAUCACAGAAGACGCUGGAAAGUGUCUCCUAGCCGAAUAUGUGGUGGAUCAACCGUCAUGCUCAACACCGAGAAAGAGACCGUUCAAUUUGCCAAGCAUUGUAUCAAUUGAAGAACUGAGAACCCCCUCUUUUGAGGAGUUGUUGAAGUCGUUUUGGGAAGCCAAAUCUUCAAAGCAAGCAAAUGGAGAUGUGAAGCAUAUUCUAGCUUCGCAGGAUGGCCCCCAAUCUGUCAGAGACUCUAGAGUUCCUCUCACUGCGGUUAACUGAAAUAUAUAAAAAAAAAAAAAAUGAAAA
This is a messenger RNA of Diospyros lotus (date-plum), 3538 nucleotides long. Its product is annotated as kinesin-like protein KIN-5D. Gene Ontology annotation, biological process: microtubule-based movement. The transcript has 23 exons. The record is from RefSeq and is a predicted model, not a curated record. Gene Ontology annotation, molecular function: plus-end-directed microtubule motor activity; ATP binding; microtubule binding. Bases 353 to 3511 code for a protein of 1052 amino acids. Lineage: Eukaryota; Viridiplantae; Streptophyta; Magnoliopsida; Ericales; Ebenaceae.